GUCACAGGUCAGUUGAAGCAAGCGAAAGCAGACCGAAGAUGGAAGUGUUGUUGCUGCUGAUCCUGCUAAUUCUGUCUUCAGCCAGUUCUCAUGACAUUGAGAACAGUACGCAGCAGAAAGACGAUUCCAGUGGCAUCCCUCCAACUUCAGUGAACAGACCGAUGCUAACAAAUCUGCCACUUUUAAGUGUUCGUAACUUCAGACAGAAGAGGCAAGUUCAGUCUUCCUCCUUUGUCCCUAUCAAUGGCACUAACCUGAUGUGGGUGACCUGGAACAACUCUCUUCCUAAUCAUACCGUCUCGAUUUACAAUGGCUAUACUAAUCGAGUGGAUUAUAUUUGUAAGUGUAAUUGUGACGCUGGCUUUUAUACGCCCAGCAAGGGUCGAUAUUGCUCCUUUUCCAGUAAUAAAAGGAAUAAAAUAGGUUAUAAAUUUGAAAUACUGGUUAACAAAGACAACUUUGAGAUCCUGGAGUGGAAUGCUGGUUCGUAUGGUUCAGUACCAAAGAAUUCAGUCUGGACCUGCCCAGGGAAGCAAAUAUAUGUGGGCAAGAACCAAUAUGGACUGGGGAAGGUGUCCACUCAAGAUAAGGCUUUGUACUUGCCUUUUAUCACAAAAGAACGUUCAUACAACAACUAUAAGGUCUUGACCAUCAGUGAAAAUGUAAUCAGCCAACUGAUCUACAAUAUCAGAUACAACAAUGAUGAUUCUAAAGUCUUCAAAUUUCCUCCUGAGGUCAUGCAUGAAGCAACCAUCAGCAAUCAUGAAUGUCACCCCGUAGUGAAAACAGAGACACUCUCAAAGACAUAUGAGGUGCAGCAGAGGUGGGACUUCACCUUUUCUAUCAUGUUUGGUGCUAAAACCACCAUUAAGGCUGGCUUUCCAAUCUUUGCAGAAGGAACUAUUGAGGUCAGCACAGAGGUGCAGUUUCAGUUUACAAAGGGAGCCACUGUGACAGAGAGUAUGACUGACACUGCCUCUGUGGUGCUUACCGUGCCACCAAACCACUCCUGUAAAUUUUCCACUGUUCGGCGCAAAGAAAAAGUUGAUAUCUCAUUCACAGCACUCCUCAGGCGUACUUACGGUAAUGGAGAGAUCCACACAACGUCAAUCACUGGGACAUAUGAUAAUAUUCACACUGGAAAAAUCCAGACUGUGGUCGAUCGAUGUGAACUUCUAGAAAAAUUCAAGCCUUGUCCGGUCCAAUCCAAAUCCAGUGAGCAGAAAAACGCUACAAAACACACAAAACACAAUGGAAAUAGGAAAAAACAAAACAGAAAUAGGAAAAAACUGAGGCAAUUGUCAGUUAAUGUGAACUUCUUAGAAACCCCCAAACCUUGUCCAGUCCAAUCUAGUUCCAGUAUGUCUAAUAAUGUCAAUCUUGUUUUUCUUCUCUUAACAUUAUUUUACCAUUUUUGCUUUCUUUGAAUCAGUUUGAGAUGAAUGUGAUUAAACAGAAAUGCAUGGAAAAGCUUUUCUGGUUUUAUGGUCUUUACAAUAUAAAUUGACUGCUGUUGUGAACUGGUGCUAAAUUAAGAGUAAAAGUCAUUUAGAAAAUGACUUAUCCAAUAUUUUUUCUGCAAAUAAUUCCAUUAGUUUUUAUAUACAUUUGUCCAACUUUUAUGGAAAUUGUUCUAAUUGUCCUAACUGUAUAUAGAUAUGUAUUUGCUUAUAUAUUGUGAGAUUAUUAUACUGUCAUAUGUUACAUUAUACCUUUAAUCAAAGAAUGGUUGAAUCAUGAUACUGCUCUAGGCCACAUUAUACUUCUUCUUAUAGAUUGUGUAAUAAUUAUGUAGUUUUAGUUUGCAUUAUACUCCUGAGUUAGAAGAAUGUGAAAAUCAUUAGAUUUAUUAGAUUGAUUUGUAUGACAUUCCAUACUGCUGAUUUAUAAAGAGAAUACUGUUUGCAGAGAAUCAUGGCCUUGCUUUUCUGAUUGUAGAGCGAACAGAGCAUGCUGCAUGAGAGCUUCUCCCCCACCUUUGUUGGAAGCAGAAAAACAGGGAGCCUAGGUCAUAAGUCACGCUCACUGAGAGAUAGAAAGCAUGUGGAUGUUUAGAUUUUUAUGACUAGCUGGGGGCCAUCAGAGAGUAUAAGAGUUUGAGUAACGGCCGACAUUUUGAGAUCUGCUGUGACCCUCUUCAGGCACAUCUCCCAUCCCGGAUGUAUUGCGCAUUGUGUUUAUAUGAAAUAAUAAGAAUUGUAUGGAUUAAAGUGAUUGUUGAUUGAGCAUUUAUACACCGAGUGUUGUUCUUCCUUCAGCCCAAAAAUCAAAGAAUUGAUCUUGAAUAUCAUGAAUUUUGAGAGACUGAUAAAGUCACACACACACAGACACACUCAAAUUCAUGUUGUUGCUGUUAGAGGAGGCUCUACAAGACACUGAAUAAUGAUUUUACUUUUAUUCUUCACACACUGAU
Messenger RNA from Maylandia zebra (zebra mbuna), 2413 nucleotides. Its product is annotated as natterin-3. NCBI's taxonomy places the organism in Eukaryota, Metazoa, Chordata, Actinopteri, Cichliformes, Cichlidae. The record is from RefSeq and is a predicted model, not a curated record.